GGAGACGGAGGCGAGCAGAGUAGCUGUCCGGGAUCGCCGGCUCCGUUUUCUCUCUUUUGCUUUUGCCUUGCUGUUCUUGUCAAAGGGCUGAUCCGGAUCCGGAUCCGGAUCGACCAAGCGGGGGCAACACCCUCUCUCCUCUGUUGCCACUUUUGCAACAAAAACAGAGGGGGUGGCGCAGAAAGGCAACGGGUGGCAAGCCGCGGCGGCCCCGAUCCGUGUAAGCGCCCCUGCACGCCUUUCCUCGCACCAUGGGAAUACUCGCGGGCAACAAAGAUAAAAUUGGAGCCCUCCUUUUUAUGUCUGCUUUGACUACGGAACAAUGGCCUGCAAGACAGGACCCACGCAGCCAUAAGCAGCCACAGUACUGAUUCCAGGGCCACCCUCAUCACCUCAGUUAUUUUUUGGCAGCACGAGGAGUAAUCAAGCCUUUGAGAGUCCAGUUCAGAGGAGCAUCGGCUUGAGAGAUGGCUGGAGCUGCUGAGUCUAUGCUUUGGGACCCUGUGACUUUUGAUGAAGUGGCCAUCUAUUUUUCCCUGGAGGAAUGGAAGGAACUGACAGAUUGGCAGAAAGGGCUUUACAAGGACGUAAUGAGAGCCAACUACGAGGCGCUGGUUUCAUUAGGCCUUGCUGCCCAGAAGCCUGACAUCAUCUCGAGGAUCGAGCAAGGAGAGGAACCCUGUGAUGGGAGACUCCAGUCCUCAAAGAUGAGAGAGGUUCCAAACCACAACUUCUACGGUGGCCAGAUCCUGAUUAAGAAGGAACCCUGUCCCGAGGAAAACCUAGAGCGACUGCCCUCCUGUGCGGUACAGCCAGAGGCGACGAAGGGGGACCUGAGCAAUGGGACCAUCCGUACAGUUCCCACAUGGUCAGGAGGUCACCUCAGUGCCGCCUCGGCUGUGAACGGAAUGGCUGCUCUGCCUCUGUGGCCCACUGAGCUCCGGUGGCCAAACUGCACAGUGGCUAGUGUGCAUGCAGCCCCAGUUGAAUUUCAAGUAGGGCAGCCUGGGGCCUCGGGUGGCAGUUUCUGGCCUGGGGGUGUCGUAGUUCCUCCGCCCAGCACCCACGAGGAGAUGCUGCUGAUCUGCACCCAGUGUCAGAAAUGCUUUCCUGCCCGUUUGGCUCAUGGUGCCCCCUCCGUGGGACCCACGGGAGAGGUGACGCAAGUCUGCCCCGAGUGUGAGAGCAGCAGCACAAAGGGCCUGCCGCCUGGUGCAGUUCAGCAAAGGCAUGUGACCUCGCAGCCCUGCACAUGCCUGCACUGUUCAGGGCUCGGCAUCCGCCAGAGAGUCCCCAAGGAGGAGCGGCCCUACAAGUGUGGGAAGUGCGACAAGAGCUUCCGGUUUCUCCACGAGUACACCUGGCACCAGAAAGUGCACGCCGGGGAGAAGAUUUACAAGUGCAAUGUCUGUGAGAAGGUCUUCCGCCACAAGCAAGAGCUGAUGUGGCACCAGCGGGCCCACACGGCCGAGUGGCCCCACAAGUGCGGGCUCUGUGGGAAGAACUUCCGCUUCAAGCAGGAGCUGACAUGGCACCAGAAGACCCACUCUGUGGAGCGGCCGUACAAGUGUGCCGAGUGCGAGAAAAGCUUCCGCUUCAAGCAGGAGUUCAUGUGGCACCAGAGGGCCCACGUUGGGGACCGUCCGUACAAAUGCAACGAGUGCGAGAAAAGCUUCCGAUUCAAGCAAGAGUACAGCUGGCACCAGAGAAGUCAUGCUGGGGAAAAGACCUACAAGUGCCCCGGCUGUGACAAGAGCUUUCGGUACAAGCAAGAGUUCUACUGGCACCAGAGAAUCCACACUGGGGAACAACCCUAUCCUUGUGCUUCAUGCGACUCCACCUUCACCUGCCGGCAGGAAUAUAUGCGUCACCAGCGGCUGCAUGAUGGAGAGAAGCCCUACCAGUGCCCUCACUGUGAUAAAACUUUUCGCCGGGGCUCCACCCUGAUCAGGCAUCGUCGGAUCCACAUGGGCGAGGGGCCCUUUAAAUGCUCCCACUGCAACAGAGCCUUUGGCCAGAGCGCCAACCUUAUCAAACACCAGAGGAUCCACGCGGUAAAGGAUGAGCCAGUGGAUAGUGCUUCGGAAUGGACCCCCUGUUUGCAGAACUCAGGGACCCCUGUCCAGGCAGACACCGUCAGCAUGCUGAGCCUGAAAACGGUUUCUGUGGGGGCCCUUCUCCUACUGAACCUCCGGGAGCCUAAACAGGAAGAAGAUCCAGCUGGCAAUUCUUGGGAACCUCAAAUGUGACCUAAGUUUUCCGCAUUGCCCCUCCAGAAAAGGGGAUAUCUUCCAUAGAGGGGAGAGGGGGAGAGAUAUUUAUUCCAAACUGGUAGAUUUGAGUCCAUCUAUAGAUCACGAAAUCUUUCGGGGUCGAUCACCAGCUUACAGGCAUUAUAAACUCUACAGCAAGGCAGUGCUCUCUAAAGCCUAGAGGGAGGGGAAACGGUCCACAGUCAGAUCCUGGGGAAGAGCCAAAUUCCGUGGAUGGGGGUCCCUUUGGAAUAUGUAAGGUUGUUACGUCUCAUAGCCCAGCUGUGAACAGGAGCAAUAGAUAGAAGGAAGGGGCUGAGACUCUUGCAGCCACCUGCCACCUGGUGACUUCCAGAUGAUGUGGGCUACAACUCCCAUCACCUCCAGCCAACAUGGCUGUGUCAGCUGAAGCUGAUGGGAGUUGUAGUUCAGUACAGUUGGGGCUGAUGGGAAUUGUAGUCCAAAACGGCCACAUUAGCUUGGGCUGAUGGGAGUUGCAGUUCCAAAAAAUAUCUGGACACCUGUGUUCAGAGCCUCUGAUAGUUAUCUGAGCACCAUCACACCGCCCUUUGUUCGUGAGCCUUCCACUGGAGACAGAGCGUCAAAUUAGAUGUGGUUUUGUUUGGCUUUAUUUAUUUUUGCCAGAUCCAGCCAGGCUACACUUGGAGACAGGCUGCGUUGGUUUUUUAAUGCUUAGAUCUGGGCCGCAUUCUGAAUUCAUGCAGUUUCUGCCUUGUCUAGGUAGGUCUUGCUGAGGCUCAAAGCUAGACAGUCAGCAGAUAGUUUACAAGUACACUUUGCCAUUUGUGAAACCAUCGAGCUCUACUCUUGUGUCUGCAAGGACAUCCAUAAGGGUCUUCGUUGGUAAUGAGUAGAGGGUCCUUGGCUUUUUGGGGGGGGUUCCUUUCUGUUGUUCAUCCCUCCUGCCCCUCUCCUUCUGCACCCUAGAGAAUCACCCUCCAGGCAUGCAGAUGGACGCUUCCAAACUGUCAGCCAAUAGCUCAUAGCUCUGGGGGUUUCCAAGUGCAAAAUGAGACCAACAGCACCUAGCAACAGCUAGCCCAAGAGAAGACUUGCAGGUGUUCCCUGUCGGAGUUUGGAAACAGCAAUGAACGUCUGCACAAGGCCCCUUGUUUUGCACCUGCAUCACUGCGGCGGCUCAACCAACUCUUGCUCUGAGCACGCUGGUUUCUCCAGUGGCUGGAUUCAAACUGGUUGAGCUUUGCCCUUUACUGCCGACACUUUUGCCAGGCGGGAGAUUUGCCCAUUGAGCUCUCUUGCGUUGACUUAAGUGCCGUUGGGAGGAGCUGAAGGGAUUGGCUUGCCCAUCUUCACCCAGGCUCUUUCGGAGUAGUGGCAAUGAGAGGUCCCUACUGGGAGCGGUCAGGACCUUUUGGAUCUUGAAUCAAACAUUCCAAAGAGCACCUCAAGCCCGCACAUUAGAAGGUGUGCAGUGUGGUAGGAUAGAAUCAUAGAAUCAUAGAAUAGUAGAGUUGGAAGGGGCCUACAAGGCCAUCAAGUCCAACCCCCUGCUCAAUGCUCUUCCUACGCAGGCCACUCUGAAAUGAAUGGGAGGCUUUUGUCCAUUUUGGUGCGCAGGAAAGCAUUGUGGCUGACUGUGCUUUAUUUGAUGAACACUGUCUCCCUCUUUUAAUAGCCAUGCCACCCGCCGUGUGGCGGCAGUGAGGAGGGCUGCAUGGUAGGGGCUACAUCUGAAUGCCUUUGGCAUUUGCACAACAUGGAACAAAGACAGCAGGCACUCGCCUGGGACUUCCAUUGCACAGUCUGACUCUGUCCCAGCGUGCCAACACGGAUCCUUCUGUCCUGAACGGAAACCCCUGGUGCCAUUUUGAUUUCCUCCAGGUCGAUGCUUUCUUAUCUUCAUUGUGAGUUUCUGCGAAAUCCACCUGAAGCCACGAGGCUGCUAUUUUCUUACUUAAAUGAGUAUUUUAAUGUUGAA
Molecule: messenger RNA, 4212 nt
Organism: Rhineura floridana
Lineage: Eukaryota; Metazoa; Chordata; Lepidosauria; Squamata; Rhineuridae
Product: zinc finger protein 14 homolog
Exons: 5
Coding region: 468-2249 (593 amino acids)
Biological process (GO): regulation of DNA-templated transcription
Source: RefSeq, a predicted model, not a curated record